AUAUAAUUAAACCUAAGCAUUUCUCUAUUUUGAAUGAAUGUAAAGUUAGCACAAAAUAUGAGUAAUAGGUUAACCAUGACACAGUUUUUAUUCUGUUUCAGGCAAAACCAAAAUGUGGUUGUUAUUAACAGUGGCAAGUUUGAUAUCUGCACUUGGAACUACACAUGGUUUCUUUGGAAAAUCAGAUCCUGAAAACCCUGAAGUGAAUAUGAAUAUUAGUCAGAUGAUAUCCUACUGGGGAUACCCAAGUGAAGAAUAUGAGGUUUUUACUGAAGAUGGUUAUGUCCUUAGGAUAAACAGAAUUCCAUAUGGGAAGAAAAGUUCAGAGAAUAGAGGCCGGAGACCUGUUGUGCUUUUGCAGCACGGUUUGCUUGCAUCAGCCACAAACUGGAUUUCCAACCUGCCCAACAACAGCCUGGGAUUCAUCCUGGCAGAUGCUGGUUGUGACGUGUGGCUGGGAAACAGCAGGGGAAACACCUGGUCCAGGAGAAAUAUAUACUAUUCAUCAGACUCAACUGAAUUCUGGGCUUUCAGCUUUGAUGAAAUGGCUAAAUAUGACCUUCCAUCCACAAUCGACUUCAUUUUAAAGAAAACGGGGCAGCAGAAGCUACAUUAUGUUGGCCAUUCCCAGGGCACCACCAUCGGUUUCAUUGCCUUUUCUACCAAUCCUGAGCUGGCUAAAAGAAUCAAAACCUUUUAUGCAUUAGCUCCUGUAGCCACUGUGAAGCAGAGCAAAAGCCUGCUGAAGAAACUUACACGUGUUCCUCCAUUCCUCUUAAGGAUUAUAUUUGGUUACAAAAUAUUCUACCCACACAGCUUUUUUGAUCAGUUCCUUGCUACUGAAGUGUGCUCCCGUGAAGCACUGGAUCGCCUCUGCAAAAACGUCUUAUUCAUCUUUUGUGGAUUUGACAAUAAGAACCUGAACAUGAGUCGCCUUGAUGUCUAUCUAUCACAUAAUCCAGCAGGAACUUCAGUUCAGAAUGUCCUCCACUGGACCCAGGCUGCUAAGUCUGGGAAGUUCCAAGCUUUUGACUGGGGAAGCCCAGUUCAGAACAUGAUGCACUAUGAUCAGCCCAUACCUCCCACCUACAAUUUGACAGCUAUGCAUGUGCCAACUGCAGUGUGGAACGGUGGCAAUGACUUGUUGGCUGACCCUGGAGAUGUUGACGUUUUGCUUACACAACUCCCUAAUCUCAUUUACCACAAGAAGAUUCCUCCUUACAAUCACUUGGACUUUAUCUGGGCAAUGGAUGCCCCUCAAGAAAUUUACAAUGAAGUUAUCUCUAUGACGGGAAAAGAUAAAAAUUAGUUCUGGGUUAAAGAAUUACCAUUCAUUCCUCAAAAAUAUUGUCUUCUCUCAUCCGUGCUUUUCUGUAAUGAUUGAUAUGCAGUGCUCCUUCCUGUCAUUUUGACUUUAGAAACAUGGUCGCAUCAACAAACUUUCCAUUUUCAUUUUGAAUUUAAAUUUUGGCUUUCUCUUUAUACAUUUUGAAACACUUGAAGGAGCAUAUUCCUGGGGUGGUGAAACUUCUCUUCCAAUCCUUUCCUUCAGUUUAUCUUCUAAACUCAACAGAGAUUAUGAGCCAUGAAUCAUGAGUGUUGCCAAGACACUGGGAUUUAAUAUUGACACCUCUUGUGCAUGCUGGAGAUUGAAUAAAUUGCUUUGCAUUGUCUAUUGUUGUUGAAGCUCAGUCUCUCUGUAUGGUGGAUCUAUCACUUGCUCUUUCGUGAGUUUAACUCCAUGGAAAGGCAAAUUAGGCUAGAAACUGAAUGGAAGUCAGCUCACUUUCAUUUCUUGGGAAAACAGGUUAGGAAUCAAUAGGCAACCCCAGCUGAAAACACUGGGAGGUAAAGGAUAUGCUCUCCUACUGCUAUUCUGCCCCCAUAUCCACAAAACACACACCAAAAAAUCAAAAGAUCUAUGAAAUCACUACCACUGUCAUGGCAGCCAGAGGGUCCAGAAACAACCCCACUAAUAUUUAAGUCAGGAUGUACAGCUGCCACCA
Messenger RNA from Manis pentadactyla (Chinese pangolin), 2006 nucleotides. RefSeq names its product gastric triacylglycerol lipase. The record is from RefSeq and is a predicted model, not a curated record. The transcript is spliced from 9 exons. NCBI's taxonomy places the organism in Eukaryota, Metazoa, Chordata, Mammalia, Pholidota, Manidae. Gene Ontology annotation, molecular function: hydrolase activity, acting on ester bonds. Bases 113 to 1309 code for a protein of 398 amino acids. Gene Ontology annotation, cellular component: intracellular membrane-bounded organelle.